Biomphalaria glabrata is the source of this 2448-nucleotide messenger RNA. RefSeq lists its product as uncharacterized. The record is from RefSeq and is a predicted model, not a curated record. Bases 564 to 2342 code for a protein of 592 amino acids. The transcript has 2 exons. Lineage: Eukaryota; Metazoa; Mollusca; Gastropoda; Planorbidae.
GGAUGCACAGUGAGAAAACAUAGAUUUAGGUCAAAAAUAUCGAUAUUUUAAAAUUAAUUGAUUUUAAUAGUUUAAAAUGUCUAGAAUACGAAUUCCCUAUCAGAAUACUAAAAAAAAUACGUUUUAUACAUCAAUUUUGUAUUUUAAAUGUAGAUAUAUAAGCAAAAUUUUGAUGUUUUGGUGAAAAAUCAACAUUUUGUAAGCUAUAGUUGAUAAGCUAAUGUACGCUCUCAUCCCUAACAGAUGGUAUCGAUACAAAGGUCUACUUUUCUAGUUCCGAUUAUGUGCAUGGUUUCUCAUUCUAUAAAUAAAUAGUACUGCAAUGAACUUUCAAAAUACGUCACUACCUCUUUUUUUCCCCUAUAUCCUCAUAUACACACCCACAAAGCCAUAUUUACGCAUGCGCACCAUCAAAGCUUCUAUAGUUACUGUAAUUACACGCAUGCGCACUGAAAAAGCUUCCGUAACUACAAAGUAUGCACGCAUGCGCACAUGACGUGAACCGGUCCUUCUUCUGUAAACUUCCAUCACAUCAACAAUCGAUUCAUUAUUGAAACUCAGAAAUGCCAACAAAAGGUUAUAUGUUUGGAAAGAAAAAACGUUACUGUAAGCCCAGAGGACGACAUGCUUCAAAGACAAAUGCACAAUUACAAAGCUCUGUUUUGGAUACAGCUGGAUCUGAAGCAGCAACAACACAGCCUGCAAGUGCAGCUGAGCGAAAAAUAUCCCUAACUGCAGUUACUAACGCUGAUAACACCAAUAAGAGGCUGCCUGAAGAUUUCAUAUACGUCAUGAUGAAUUCAAUGCAAUUGACCACAAUGGUCUCCUUGUUGUGCUGUCCACAUUGCUUUGACAACAAAUUAACUAUGUGCAUCACACAAUCAAAAGGCAUGGCUCAUUUGAUUAAAAUCAAAUGCCUAAAUUGUGAAACAUAUUUGUGGUCCGACUGGACCUCAAAAAAAAGUAAUGAUGUUCAUCUGGAUAUUAAUGUCCGCGCUGUCGCUGCAUUAAAAGAAUCUGGAAUCUCGCAUUCUAAAUUUGAUAGGUUUUGUGGACUUAUGAGUAUGCCCUGCAUGCACAGAAAUACUUAUAACAAUCUAGCUAACAUAGUCAAUACCGCUAUAAUUGAAGCUGGUGAAGAAUGUAUGAUUAGGGCAUCUGCUGUUGUGCAUGGAAGAAACAUUUCACAACCUCUAACUACAGAUGAAAGAAUAAGUUCAACAGGCUGUCCUGUUAUUACAGUUUCUUUCGAUGGGACUUGGCAUAAAAGGGGCCACUCAUCUCAUUCAGGAAUUGGCACAGUUAUUGAUUUUGAUACUGGACUCGUCAUCGACACCGAAGUCCUAUCAAAUUAUUGCCAUGUUUGUGAUUCAAACUCUGCAGAACUAAACUUUGAUGCCUCUAAGCAUAUGUGUCAAAAAAACUUCAGUGGCUCAGCAAAUGCAAUGGAGGCCGCAGCAGCAUCCAAAAUCUUUUCGCGCUCUGUGGCAUCCAGAAAACUUGUUUAUGGCACGAUGCUGUGUGAUGGCGAUAGUAAAUCGCAUUCAUCUGCCAUUACCAACUCAGGAUAUGAUGUAGAAAUCUUAAAAGAUGACUGCAUUAACCACAUCUCAAAAAGAAUGUUUAAUGCUUUGAACAAUUUAAAAAUGUCUAACAAAAAAGAACUAAAUUAUAGGCUUACAAAGCCAAAAAUUGAAAAAAUUACAAAUUACUAUUCCAAAGCUCUGCGCCAAAAUGCUCCAGACAUUCCAAAAAUGAAGCUGGCUGUUAUGGGCUCAUUUUUUCAUAUGAUGAGCUCAGACCUAGAUCAUAACCACAGGUUGUGUCCUGAUGGCGCUACAUCUUGGUGUCACUUUAAGAGAUCAGAGGCACUAAAACAGCCAUAUAAAAAACACAACCAGACCAUCACAUCAGAAAUAGGUAAACUGUUAUUUCCUAUAAUGAAAAGACUAACAGACACAGAUCUGUUAAAAAGAUGUUCUAGAAUGGGAACACAAAACGCCAAUGAAUCUUUUCAUUCCCUCAUUUGGCAAAGAUGCCCCAAAACAGAAUUCGCAACAUUAAAAACGGUAAGGGCUGCGACAUACCUUGCUGUUUUAGCCUUCAAUAAUGGACCUGUUGGCAUCAGAUCAGUUUUUGACAUAUUAGGCAUUCCCUGGACACUAAAGAACAUUUCUUCUAGUGAGAAAAAGCAAAAUGUCAAACUACAGCUUGUUAGAAAAAGAAAAUCAAUCGCAUUAGUGUCCAGGAGAAAAAACUUGAAAAAACGAAGAAUUGAGCAUGAGCACCGGGCAGAGGUUCUAGAAGGUCCAACCUAUCAAUCAGGCCAUUUUAAUGAAUAGUUUUUUGUUUUUUUUAUUAUCUAUUAUGUUGUUUUAUGUAAAUAUUCCCUUUUUUUUCAUUUUUAUGGUUACAAUAAAUAUUUUAUAUCAUUUUAAAAACUUUAAA